Oldenlandia corymbosa var. corymbosa is the source of this 4328-nucleotide messenger RNA. Lineage: Eukaryota; Viridiplantae; Streptophyta; Magnoliopsida; Gentianales; Rubiaceae. The record is from the annotation of a GenBank genome assembly.
AACCCAAAAGCAUGUGAAAAAUGAAUUUCCGUCACUAUUUAACGGUCAAAAUUAAUAGAAUAAUCUGAAAUGGAUUAAAACUUUAGUAAGUAACUUAUGUUACAAAUAAAUUUAAUUGAUGACCUAGAAUGAAAAUAUAUUAAAAAUUGAUGACUUGUUUUGAGAUUCACUCGAAGUAAUAUUAUGCGAGUAAGCGGGUGUCUUCAGUUAUCAUGCGAUGUGAGACCACAACUUUGGUUUGUUGGUUAACCAAAGAAAAAAUAAAAAUAAAGAGUUACCCAUAUUGAUGCCUUUCAUUUGACUAGAAAACUUUUAUUAAAAUUCUACUACAAAUAUGAUAUUUCUACUGUCCCGAAAUUAUAAUCUAGUUUGUGUUUUCAUUUUUAGUAAAAUUGAACUGAAAGUGAAAAUCCAAAUUGAACAAUAAUUUUUGGGACAGAGGAAAUAUUAAAACUGAGAGUUUCGCUAUUAAUAAAAUUUGUUAGGAUAAGAGUAUACUCCCUUUGGUCCUUAUAAUAAAAUCAUUAGGAUUCAUUUUUGGUGAAUAUAAUAUUUUGAUUUUGCUUAAAUUUUAUUUAUCAUGUAUUUCCAAAUAAAAUUAAAAUUUUAAAAAUUUAUUUUCAUAUUUAUUGUGUUGUCUCAAUUGUUAAAAAAUAUGUUUAAAGUUCGUUUUUCAAUUUGAAGAACGUGAUAAAUGAAACUAAAGAGAAAUCAAAAUGCCUUAUAAUUAAGACCUGAUGGAGUGAUAUUAAAAUUUAGAUCAAUCAAUACAUGAAAAUGAUGACAUAUACAGUAUACACAUUAGUGCAACACUAGCCAAAAUUAUAGAUAUUCUUUUUUGUUUUAUUAAUUUAAGCAAACAAAAAACUGUAUUUUUUUUUCUAAUUUACCGCGGCAUUAAAAAGAAGGAGAAGAAAAGGUUAAAUAGGAAGGAGCGUGAUAAAAAGGGGAUCAAUUUUGGAAUUUUAUAUUUAAUAAACGUUAAAAUCGGCGGGUUUUUCUUUGUCUUUUUUCCCGACAAAAUUACUUCAAUUGUUUUCUGUUUAUAUUUCCCCUCUUCCAAAAAUACCAUAAACCCUAUAAACCCUUGUAAGCUCAAUUUUUAGCACCUUCCGGCGGAAAUCACGGUUAAAAUAGCAGCAAAGUCGAAUGGAUGAUCUCUCAACCAGUUUCCGGUGAGGUAAAGCCUCGAUUUCCGGCAGCGUCGCUGCCGUUGCCUUCCCCCAGAGAUUAUCAUCGCGCCGGUAGUUACAGAGUUCCUGCUAUAGAUUCUACUGAGAAAAUGCAGUGCAUUUCGAAGCGCCUCUCCUUAUCUCACUCCUCGAUUUCCAGGUUUAACCGAGCAUUUGCUGAGACCUCCAAUCCUGUGAGAGGAUCGAAUCUAUGGAUUAGAAAAAACUUGUCAGCUUCUUCUGCUGUUGCUGAUCCUGAUCCUGAUCCUGGUGAUGUUUCGCCAAAGCUCCCUAAAGAGGGUAGGAAAAGGAUCUCAAAGGCGGAAAGGAAAAUGUUGUUGGAGUCAUUUGUGAACAGGUAAUACUCGCUUCUGCUAAACACAUUUCAUUUGAAACGAAACAAUCCAUAAAACUGUUUUGGCCAAUGUUUUUAUUAAUGGAAGUAGAAUGAAUCGAAAACAAGUAAUGGAUAAACAAGCCUCAAGGUCAAAUUUUCUGAUAAUCUCACCUCCCUUCUAUUUAAUGGACUUGAUACUACCAUCAAGAAGUUAUACCGGUGAAGGAUUUGGCAUUAGGUUUGAUUUAAUGAGUAAAUCAAAUUUGUGAUACAUAUAGUUCUUGCUUCGAUUUAAUAGACUUGAUCCAUCAGGAAGUCAUACUGGCGUAGGAUUUGGCAUUAUCAUUGAUUUAAUGAGUAAAUCCAAUUUGUGAUACAUAUAGUUCUUGCUUCAGAAUCUAAAAACCAUGCAUCAGGAUCAAUAUGCUCAAUUUAACUAUGACUGGGUGGUAGGCUGAUACCUGCGAACUCCUGCUGGAUCAGGUUCAUUGCUGCUGACUGGCAGCUGUUCCCAAUGUCAUGACUCGAAGUAGGUGCAUUAAUAUGCCAGCCAUUUCCUGCAUUUACAGAAUUAUCUUUUGCAUUUAUCUGACUGUUAUAGCAGAGGCUUCACGAUUUUCUUUGAUCUUAAAAUCCUCUGGAUUCUGGAUUUCCUACCAAUUGGUAUCAAGCAUCCCUGGUAUCUUCGUUAUAUACACAAUAAUCACAUUUCAAGUCCUCCGUAGCUGUGUUAUCCUUUUUCUUGAAGCCUGAUCCAGUAGUAUUGUUACCCUUUGCAUCGUUAAUCCACUGUUUUCAGCAACUUCCGUGUAAGAAAGUUGUGCAUUUUUCUGAGUUUCAUCAGUCAGCAACAUUCCAUGCACUCUUAAUACACUGGAUUCAAUUGAGUAAAAAGGGCAUCAAUUGCUCCCUAGACUCUUUCUUUCCAACAGAACCAGGUAAUCCAUGGUUGAAAACGCAUAAAGAUUUGAAGAUUAUAAAUUCAAAUCUGUACUAAUCAACAGCCCCAUAUAUAUUGUAGGUAAACAUUCUAUCUUCUUACUAAUCCACAUUACAGGCAAUAUACAUAAGGAUUGAACACUCUUAUUAUCUAUUCUGAACUAAGAACAUAAACUGUACAAAAUACCACUCCUGGUGCACUUUUACAGCUCCACUGAUGGCUAUUAUUUAUAAAUCCUUAGUUUAUUUUCAUAGGAUAUUUGAUGUGCUUAGUGAGUAUUUCUUGCACAAAAGCUAUACCCGUCUAGAAAAUUGAAAGUCAGAGGAUGUUGAUAUUGCAGUUAUAGAGCCAUGAACUCUGGUAAAUUUCCUACUCCUAGUGAGGCCAAGAGAGAAGUUGGUGGAGGUUACUACGCUGUGAAGAAGAUUAUCCAGGAGAUGGAAUACGGAAGUCACAUAUCUUCUGCAAGUUUAAGCGGGCAAUUUCAAAAAGGAGGAGAAGAUGAGAAAAGAGAACAACUGAUAGAGGAGGUGGAACGGCAGGAAAUCAAGUUGUCCAGACAAGAAACUAUGGUUACAGAAGUAAAAGAAGAAAAAGAAGUGUCCGAGAUUCCUAGCUCUUGUGAGAAGGAUCCUCUUUCAGAUCCUCUGGUUACUAACGGAGAAAUCGUGAAAUCUGCUCAACCUGCACACAAAAGUAUGUUCAUAGAAGAAAAAGAAGAAAAAGAAGUGCCUGGGAUUAUUAACUUGUCUCCUGAGAAGGAUCCUAUUCCAGAUGCUCCAAUUACUAGUGAAGAAAUCAUGAAAUCUGGUCAACCUGAACAUGAAACUAUGGUUACAGAAGAAAAACAAGUGUCCGAGAUUAUUAACUUGUCUUGUGAAAAGGAUCCUCUUUCAGAUCCUCUGGUUACUAACAGAGAAAUCGUGAAAUCUGCUCAACCUGAACGCGAAACUAUGUUUGUAGAAGAAAAAGAAGAAAAAGGAGUGCCUGAGAUUAUUAACUUGUCUCGUGAGAAGGAUCCUAUUUCAGAUGCUCCGAUCAUGAAAUCUGCUCAACCUGAACAUGAAACUAUGGUUACAGAAGAAAAACAAGUGUCCGAGAUUAUUAACUUGUCUUGUGAGAAGGAUCCUCUUUCAGAUGCUCAGAUUACUAAUGAAGAAAUAGGGAAAUCUGCUCAACCUGAACAUGGAACUGUGGUUAUAGAAGAAAAAGAAGUGUCCGAGAUUAUUAACUUGUCUUGUGAGAAGGAUCAUGUUUCAGAUGCUCAGAUUACUAAUGAAGAUAUUGUGAAAUCUGCUCAACCUAAAACAGAGGAGCCUUUGAGGGACUUGACCGAAGAACAGAGGAAGGAUGUAGAGUCUCCAAAGAAAUCGUUUGGGUGGAAUCUGAAGUCUAUAGCAGAUGGCAUUGUCAGUUUCUGGAGGAAAUUGUAAAUUUUCUGUUCGAAGACUAGGAGAUUUUGUUACUGUCACUUUGUGGUCUUGAGUGGUUCUAAAGUUAGUGCGCACGUGUGUACAGAGUAUACUUUUUGUCGGUUCACCAAACGCUACAUUUGACAUUAAAUCCUGCAGAUAGGAUACGUGAUCAACCUUGUAGGAAAGCAUAGAUAUGUAUAUGAAGCAGGAAAAGUAGAGUUUGUGCAGCUAAUUUUCACAUCGAGCCUGUUCUUCUGAUUCAGAAGGGGACUUGUAGAUCUUAGCAUGAGGUUUCAUGGCUUGAUGUGCUUCUGGGGUACCAUCUGUGGCAUGCUAACUCCAAAUCAUUUAUUAUUUUGGUUCUUUGUUUAGAAGUUCCCAGUCUCAGUCCAAGUAUGAGUUUUUUCUAUCUCGUGUUUCGUUAAAAGUGUCGAAUGAGGUAGAUAGCAUAACUGUUUUUGCGA